Panicum virgatum (switchgrass) is the source of this 2001-nucleotide messenger RNA. RefSeq lists its product as uncharacterized. The coding region runs from base 43 to 1560 and encodes 505 amino acids. The record is from RefSeq and is a predicted model, not a curated record. NCBI's taxonomy places the organism in Eukaryota, Viridiplantae, Streptophyta, Magnoliopsida, Poales, Poaceae. The transcript has 10 exons. Gene Ontology annotation, cellular component: membrane.
GGCACCGCUACCUGCUCGCUUCAUUGCAGCAGCAGUCUUCGCAUGGCCUCGUCCAUUGCGUCCGCGUCGUGGGCGCUGCCGCUGCAGACGGGCGGGGCGGCGGCGGGCCCGUCCUGCCGCGUGCUGCUCGCCGUGGCGGCGACCCGCUCGGCAGCGUCGCUGCGCCGGGCAAGGGUGCUCGUGGCACCCCGGUGCGCGGUGCCCGAGGGCCCCGGCGCCGGCGGCGAGGAGGAGGGGAACAAGAGCGGCGAGGAGAAGAAGCGGGCGCACGGCCGGCCGGUGUGGAGGCGGAUCCUGUUCGCCUCCAAGAAGAGCCGCAGCAUCAUCAUCCUUAACGCCCUCACCGUCAUCUAUGCAAGUGAUAUUCCAGUUCUGAAAGAGGUUGAGGCCCUGACAGAGCCCGCGGUCUUCAACAUGGUGCGGUUCGUUGUUGCGGCGAUCCCCUUCGUACCAUUCGCUGUCCGAGCCUUUGGGGACCGACGUGUACGGAAUGCGGGGCUGGAGCUGGGAGUCUGGGUCAGCUUAGCUUACCUUGCUCAGGCAAUUGGAUUGCUCUCAUCUGAUGCUGGCCGAGCAUCCUUCAUCACGGCCUUCACGGUCAUAGUUGUGCCUCUAAUUGAUGGCCUCCUUGGUGCCUCAAUCCCCAAGCUCACAUGGUUCGGAGCCAUCGUGUCACUAAUAGGAAUUGGCCUGCUGGAAUGCGGCGGCUCUCUUCCCUGUGAUAGAAGGAUUAUUUCCCCAGAGCUCACCAAGAAACAGCACACAUCGGUCACAUCUCAUCUAUGUCCCAGAAUCACCCAGACACAAAACCCCAGUUACCUAGAUACUGCUAGUCAGAUCUGCCAAGCAACGAUGGAGGAAAAAUCAGCACAUCUACGACCAACAAUGGAGGAAAAAUCACAGCCGCGAAGCCAAUCAAAUAUUCAAAGCACUGUUGGUGAUGUUUUGAACUUCUUGAGCGCUGUAUUUUUUGGGAUCCAUAUGCUAAGAACGGAGCAAAUAUCAAGGAGUAUAGACAAGAAGAAGUUUUUGGCUCUUCUUAGCUUCGAGGUCCUUGUGGUAGCUUUCUCCUCUGUACUCUGGUUUAUGUUCAAAGAUGGGUAUGUUGAUACUGGUGAGUCCAGCUUUGAAUCAUGGACUUUUGGCAUGCUUUGGGAUACAGCAGCUUCAUUUCCUUGGAUACCAGCAUUAUACACUGGAGUUCUUUCUACGGUUUUAUGCAUGUGGGCAGAGAUGGUUGCUAUGGGCGAUGUUUCAGCAACUGAAACAGCAAUUGUUUUCGGUUUGGAACCAGUUUGGGGAGCUGCUUUUGCUUGGUUCCUCCUCGGUGAAAGAUGGGACAACGCUGCAUGGAUUGGAGCUGCUCUUGUAUUAUGUGGUAGUUUAACUGUCCAGCUAUUUGGGGCAGCUCCCGAGAAGUCCAAGAAAGUUAAAAAGUUUAACAGAAAUGCUUUGGAAACCCCAGUGAAGCGACAAGACUACUUGUCCCUAUCACCAAUACCAGUUGAUUCCAGGAAGAUAAUAGGAAGACAAUUAGAAAAGAAUGACAAAACAUUGUAGCCCAACAUGAAGGCAAGGAAAUCCUGUGAUGACAGGCUCAGAUAUCAAAUUGUUGUCGUAAGGCAUCGUUUCUUGGCUCAUCAAUACGAGGAUGCUGUAGGAUCAAUGCUCUGCAUGAAAAAUGUUUCUCUGCUUGUGUUAUCUUGGAGGUCGUAUAUGGAUUUCUGUUCUCAUGUAACUGUGUCAGCCAGGUGCUAGAAUGCCUCAUGCAUAUUAGGAAAUGAGGCAUUGCUAGCUGGGAACUCGAGGUCCGUGGUCCACCCAGACACAGCUAUUGGCGUUAAGAGAGAUAGAUUAGUAAUUUUUGGGCGGUACUGAACAGAUUUCAUGUGCAGCUAGACGAUUGUACAGUACUGAACUAAGCAUGCGUUUGUAGUACUGAAAUGGCAAAUACCACAGAUGGUAUUAUUUUACUCCUUCGGGGUUGCAGUCAUAGAUUCA